GCUGCACGCCGCAAAGCUAAACAAAUCACAAGCCACCACAAAACGACGCUUAGUUAUCGCGUCAAGCUCAUCGAUUGCUUCCUGUUUGCGGCGGCGCCGUCGUCCACCAGUUCCCCUGGUCUCGCCGGGAAUGCAGAGCGAUGAGGCGGAGACCAGGCACUGACGUCGCCGGCGAGCGCAAGCUGCGCGUCGGCCGCAGCUGCCACCGGAAGCACGUCGAGGACGGGUAGAGUUGUCGGAUCUCUGUUCUUCUCAGUCAUAGGACACUAGAUUGUUUCAAUCGAUUGGUUCAGAGAGGGGAGGAAGCCAAUCAAAGAGAUCAGGCAUGGCGGCGGCGGCGGCGGACGGGAAGAAGGGCGGGGUGCUGCAGGGGCGGUACGAGAUGGGCCGUGUGCUGGGCCACGGCAACUUCGGGCGCGUGCACGUCGCCCGGGAUCUGAGGACCGGGCAGAGCGUGGCGGUGAAGGUGGUCGCCAAGGAGAAGGUCGUGCGCGCCGGGAUGGCGGAGCAGAUCAAGCGGGAGAUCGCCGUCAUGAAGCGCGUCUCCCACCCCAACAUCGUCGAGCUCCACGAGGUGAUGGCCACGCGCUCCAAGAUCUACCUGGCCCUCGAGCUCGUCCGCGGCGGCGAGCUCUUCGCCCGGAUCGUGCGGUCCGGGCGCGUCAAGGAGGACGUCGCGCGCCUCUACUUCCGGCAGCUCAUCUCCGCCGUCGACUUCUGCCACGCACGCGGCGUCUACCACCGCGACCUCAAGCCGGAGAACCUGCUCCUCGACGAGGCGGGCAACCUCAAGGUGGUCGACUUCGGCCUCAGCGCGCUCGCCGACCACGCGCGCGCCGACGGGCUCCUCCACACCCUCUGCGGCACGCCGGGCUACGCCGCGCCCGAGGUGCUCCUCGACAAGGGCUACGACGGCGCCAAGGCCGACCUCUGGUCCUGCGGCGUCAUCCUCUAUGUGCUCCUCGCCGGCUCCCUCCCGUUCCAGGACGACAACAUCGUCACCAUGUACAAGAAGGUGCAGCGCGGUGACUACCGCUGCCCGCCGUGGCUCUCCACGGACGCGCGCAGGCUCAUCCCCAGGCUGCUCGACCCCAACCCCGCCACCCGCAUCACCGUCGCGGAGCUCGUCGAGAUGCCGUGGUUUAAGAAGACGUCCAUCGCCAGGCCUGUAAGCGUGGAGCCGCCAGUCGAUCCUGCGCGCGCGAAGGAGGCCGGCGACAAGGACGAGCCCGAGACGAUGAAUGCGUUCCACCUGAUAUCACUCUCCGAGGGAUUCGACCUGUCUCCGCUUUUCGAGGGCCGGUCGUCGGCUGGGCGGCGGGAGGGCGGCAUGCUGUUCGCGACGCGGGAGCCGGCGAGAGGCGUGGUCUCCCGGCUCGAGGAUGUCGCUGCGCGUGGCGGCGGGCAGAUGCGUGUCACCAAGAGCGGCGCCGGGGGCGUGCGCUUCGAGGGCGCGGGGCGCGGCGGGCCAAAGGGCCGGCUCGCCGUGGCAGCCGAGAUCUUCACCGUGGCUCCUUCGGUGCUGGUGGUCGAUGUCAAGAAGGACGGGGGCGACACACUCGAGUACCGCUCCUUCUGCAGCGAGCACCUCCGGCCGGCGCUGCAGGACAUCGUAUGGGCUGCCGACCCCCCUGCAUCAGUCGCGCUUGCUGUCUGAACCUGUCACAGUCCCAGCAACUGCCAUUGUUUCUUACUUUCGUGGUGAUGGAUUUUCCAGAUGGAAUUCAUUUCUAGAGUAGAUUAGUGUGUCACUGUUAGUGUUGUACUGUUGUCUUCGAAAAUGAUACUAUAAUGCAGAACGCCUUCAGCUUGCUGCAUAAUCGAAUUGUGUUCGUGAUACUUCUUGGUUA
Molecule: messenger RNA, 1850 nt
Organism: Lolium perenne
Lineage: Eukaryota; Viridiplantae; Streptophyta; Magnoliopsida; Poales; Poaceae
Product: CBL-interacting protein kinase 6
Biological process (GO): protein phosphorylation; signal transduction
Molecular function (GO): protein serine/threonine kinase activity; ATP binding
Source: RefSeq, a predicted model, not a curated record